Messenger RNA from Raphanus sativus (radish), 1409 nucleotides. RefSeq names its product probable WRKY transcription factor 46. Gene Ontology annotation, molecular function: sequence-specific DNA binding; DNA-binding transcription factor activity. Bases 88 to 954 code for a protein of 288 amino acids. The transcript has 3 exons. The record is from RefSeq and is a predicted model, not a curated record. Lineage: Eukaryota; Viridiplantae; Streptophyta; Magnoliopsida; Brassicales; Brassicaceae. Gene Ontology annotation, biological process: regulation of DNA-templated transcription.
AUAGACACAAACACACGAAACUCAUAUUUCAUCGAACUCUCUCAAAAAGAACAGACAGAGAAUUCUAAAAAAAGGGUCUUCAAUAUAAUGGCGAUGGAAGAGAAAAUUGUGAUCAACGAACUGGAACAAGGGAGAGAGCUUACCAAACGGUUGAUUAACAAUCUCAAACACACUUCUUCAAUUGAAUCCAGCAAGGUCAUGAUCUCUGAAAUCCUCCGCAUCUACCAGAAUGCCAUUCUCAUGUUGAGCUUCAAGGAAGACGACAAGAACAUCCUGAAGAGAAGCCGUGAGAUCGAAGUCAAAAACGUGUCUAAAAAGAGAAAAGAAUCGGACAAGAAGACAGAGGAUGUUAAGGUUUUUGUCGGAAAAGGACAAGAAAUUGAUGAUGGAUAUUGCUGGAGAAAAUACGGGCAAAAAGAGAUUCAUGGAUCUUCAAAUCCUAGAGGAUACUUCAGAUGCACAAAUCGAUUCACGCAGAAGUGUCUAGCAGUGAAGCAAGUCCAGAGAUCCGACAAAGAUCCUUCGAUUUUCGAAGUGAAGUAUGUUGGGAAUCACACUUGUAACAACAACAGUACAUCACCAAAGACGACGGCCGCGAGCUUCUCUGUUUCGAUGUUCGGAGAAGGAAGCAGAGUGGGUUUAAGAGAGCAACGAGAAGACACUAAAAAGCCGAAGAAAACAGAACAAGUGAUGAUGAUAAGUCUUGAAGAUGUUGAGUACAAGGACAUUUUCAGGACGUAUUCUAUCUCCAACCAUGAGAUUGAGGACGGUGGUGGUUGGAAAAGCAACAUUUUCCAGGAAAAUCUGUCACCUGCAACGACAACAACAUCAGGGUCUGGGAUGACCAGCGAGAUUGUAACAGCUCCAGCUGCUGUUGAGGAUUGGGGAGAUGUGGAUUCGUAUUUCUCUUCGUUGGACAAUAUUAUCGAUUUAGGACAGGACCUGUGGUCGUGACAUUUGAAUUGGCGAAUGUAAUGUUUAUAGUGGGAGUAAGUAUAGAUGGUGAUUGUGGAAGCAAUGUCUAAAGGUUUCUAUACCCAGGUCUGGGGUUCGAUUCCCAGACUAUGCAAUUUAUUGCAGAUUUUCUCAAAUUUAGGUUUGAAGUCUCGGAGAGAGUGCAAUUUAUUAGGCAACUAUGCAAGAUUAUGGAAGGAAAGAUUACAAAGAUCUUCAACAUGGUGCAAAUAAAUCUGGUCAGGCGUGGAUCCUGUAAUUUCAGGGUUUAGAUUAGUAUUUGGUGAGAUUGGGCAUUAAUUUUGUGUGAAUUUCCAAUGAAGUUUGAUGGCACUUGAUGACACAAAUUAAUUUUCUUUUUCCAACUAGAUAUUUUAUAUAAAGUAGGGGCCCAAGCCCAAUUACAAACAACCAUUACAAAACCCACAAACUGGAUAAUAAACCAACACUCUCAA